CGAAGAUUGCGCAGCAAAUCGUUUUCAGGCGCGUUGUCGUGCCCAAUCAUUCCUCACUCAUUUUUUAAAUUAGAAGAUGAAUGGAAGACCGGAUGAUCGUAGAGGGUAUAUCUCACAGCCUUGGGAGCGUUCACCGGGACGCAAUGUAAGACGCCAUCGUUCGCGCUCACGUGGGCGCGAUCACAGACGGCGAGCACCCUCUCCCUUCGUACCUCCGCAUAUGCGAUCCGCUGAUAAGAUAAGGAACGGCCCUGAUGGAGCGAGAGGAAUGUUCAUGGGAAACGGUGAUGUUGGCCAUUAUGAGCGAGAUAGAAUGGACGCGGAGCGUUAUUCUUCUCGUAGUAUGCCGCCGAUGCCACCCGAUGAUUGCGUUCGUGAGGGCAUUGUAUUCGAAUAUGACAACUACUUUGAGUUUUUGAAGACAUGGUUGGAAACGAGCAAUGCGAUGCUUCUGAGAGUGAACUCAUCUGCGCAACCCAAGCGAGUUGAAGACAACGUUACGCCGACCACGUUAGCAGAGAAAUCGCGCAUUAUUCUCCCUGCUGGACUUUUCAACAGAGAUGAUCUCCUGCAUUGUGACAUGGUAAUAAAGGGUUUGCCUCCAAGUGUGUUUUUUGGGAGCGGUUUUGGUCACAGACCUUCCUUCGCUAGAGAUGCAGCUGCUAAAGAUCUUGUUGACAAAUGUUGCCGUGUUGGAUUGAUCACUGAAGCUUUACAUGCCUCCAUAGGGAAUCAUCCGUAUUUCAAUAAGGCUGACCUUCCCAAAGAAGACUAUAAUCUAGCAAUUGACGCAAUUAUUGAGCUCGACAAAAGGAUGUGCGAAGCUCCAUGGCCUUGGGAUAUCUAUUCAGCCAGAGAAGUGGAGCAGGAUGUACUGGAUAGGUUGAAAAUAGUGUUUGAUUCGGUGAUGGAAACUAUAUAUCUCCGUAAUCAACAGCCUAGCGAACCUCCUAGGAUUUGGAAUGGUCCGAUGAAAACGAACGGCCUGAGUCCUUUACCGAGCGAAAUAAAGAAGAAGGAAUUUUGCCGACAUUGCAACUUGCGCGGUCACAGUGAGAAAGACUGCAGAAAAUAUGGAGAGAACACAAGAAAUGGCUCGUCUGUUCCUGGCAAGGCUUUCGAUUCUUGGAAGACUGAUCGUCGCUAUGAACGUGGCCGUCGAACUGAUCAGUAUCAUCCUUACUGGGACGGUAACCGCAACGCUGCAGUACAACCAGAAUAUACUCCGGAUGAAUUAGCAUCUAAGAUAGCCAAACAGCGAGAGGAGCUGCUUUUGCGAGAGGUAGCCUUACGAAAUACAGCAAUCGGAGAAGCCUCUUUGCCCAGUCGUGCCACCUAUUCAAAAUCGAAUGCAUCACAUCGAGUGCGUAGCCCAUCGGUGAUCGAGAUACGGGACACACCCGAUCAUGAAGAGGAGGAGCUUCGUGCUAGACUGGCUGCAGAAACUCUUAGAAUGGAAGAAGAACUGCGUUUGAAGGAAAAAGAAAAGGAGUUGGAGCGCCGUUUACAACAAGAGUUUGAAGAGAAGAAGCGAGCCAUGGAAGAGGAAAUACGCAAGCAAGUGCAACUCGAGGAACGCGCGAAAUUACAGAUGGAACUGGCGCAGCAACGCACAUUUCAGCCUCCGAUGCAGCAGUAUCCACUAGUACCUCCACAGUAUCCUAGCUCCACCAUGCCUCCUACAACUUUUUCCAGCUAUGGAGAGGGCGGCUAUGACAGAGAGACUUAUGCAAAUUAUGACCGAGAGACGGGCGCAGGCGACUAUGCCAGAGAACCUGGAACGAGCUCUUACUCAUCCGUCCCCGAUUUCGAACUUGAGGAAAUCAAACGUUUGAUAAAGGAAACUGAGGAUAAGCUUCUUGAUCUCCAGCGAAACGCUCGUGAGGCGGAACUGUCAGUCAUUUUCCAGUCACGCGCAUUCCAGACUGUAUCCGAACUCGGCGACAGUGCUUAUAUGCUCGAUCGUAGCCAAAAGCAGCAUCUUCUGCGCGAGUUGAAGGAACUUCUCAGUCAUGCUGGACCGAAGGAGAAGGAACUUCAAAGCAGGGAAAGAAGUAGAGGUCACAGUCACAGUGCAGAGAAAUCGAGAAGAAGGAGUAGCUAUCGUCAUCAUGACCGUAGUCCAGCGCGUAGGUCGCGUUCUCCUAGGCGUCGUAGCAGCUACAGACAUUCAAAGAAAGAAGAAGAAUACAAAGAAGUACGACAUCAAGUUGGUGGAAUCACGCUGCGAAAUCUCAACCCAGUUGAACAACGCCAUCUCAAAAUUGGUGAUAUCGUUGUUGCCCAAGAUAGCAGUACUGCUAAGUGGACAACUGCUCACAUAGCGAAGAUCUCUGGUGACACGGCAACACUUUCUAUUGGCAAUGCAACGUGGAAGAAGCCUAUCAAAGACCUGUUCAAAGAAGUCAAUGAGUGGUCUCUGUGA
Cylicocyclus nassatus is the source of this 2425-nucleotide messenger RNA. The record is from the annotation of a GenBank genome assembly. NCBI's taxonomy places the organism in Eukaryota, Metazoa, Nematoda, Chromadorea, Rhabditida, Strongylidae.